AUGGAGUCCAUUUAUACAGCACUCGACGUCGGGAGCUACGAAAUUCGACUGCUCACAAUCCUCCCUGGCGAUGACAAUACAACGAUAUGUUGUACACUGCAAAAUCAAAGUCUUCUCUCCAAGCCAAAAUAUACGGCAUUGUCAUAUUGCUGGGGCGAUGCCAACGUCACUGUCCCAAUAAUUGUUGAUGGCAAAAACAUAGAGGUGACCGUCAACUUGCGAGACGCAUUAUUACAGCUCCGGAUUAUUGGAGUAAAGCAAAUAUGGGCCGACGCCGUGUGUAUCAACCAGAAGGAUGCUCAGGAAAAGAGUCUGCAGGUUGGCCGCAUGGACCAGGUGUAUUCUAACGCAGCUCAGACGUAUACAUGGCUUGGUAAAGAGGGAUCUGAUCGCGCCGCAGCCGGUCUGAUGUUUCUUGGCCGAAUAAGCUCGAAUGAAACGGUCACCGACAGCAUACAACAUACGCAUAAUAUAGACAGUCCAGCGCGGUCUGAUCAUAUGAGUGAGGGCAUGGGCAAUGCUGGCGCCGAUCACAACGAGUCCUCUGCAUGUCCAUCUUUCCGGGAUUUGGAAGAUUUACUUCGUCGCGAUUACUGGGGGCGCCGCUGGAUUAUCCAAGAAGUUGCUGCUGCCCAGCAGGUAGAGGUUGCCUGUGGGACAGUAACUAUUGAUCUGAAAGACCUGAUAAGCGCUAUUAAGUUAUGCAAACGGUCAAAAUAUUGGUCAUUAGAUAUGGCCAGCUACUGCACAAACUUGGACCAGAUAAUCCAAAUUCGCGGGGAACAACGACUUGAGCAACAGGAAACGCUGUGCAAAAACAUCGUCAAAACUCAGCACUUCUCAUCCAAAGACGAUCGCGAUAAGGUUUUUGCCCUGAUUGGUAUCUCUUCCGACGGCAAAAAACUGAUUCAAACCCCAAACUAUUUUCAAAAUUUUGAAUCAAUGCUGAGGGAACUAGCCAUUGCCGUUUUUCGUGCAAAUGGCAACUUCAACACGAUGGUACUGGACCGUCACCACCGCGAUGCUUCCCCAAACCAACCCAGUUGGGUACCACAUCUUUUGGCACUGGAAGACCCAUAA
Molecule: messenger RNA, 1080 nt
Organism: Pestalotiopsis fici W106-1
Lineage: Eukaryota; Fungi; Ascomycota; Sordariomycetes; Amphisphaeriales; Sporocadaceae
Exons: 1
Coding region: 1-1080 (359 amino acids)
Source: RefSeq, a predicted model, not a curated record